AAUAUACGUAAUUAACUUAACCGCGGUCGACCGGCCGAAGUCAUCGGGACUCGGGGAGAGACUUUACCGCCGCUGCCGCCACAACCGCUUCCCUCCCCGUCCGGUUUCAAAGCGGAUACUUCCACAAAGAUGACAUAGAAGUCUCCUCGGGGAUUACACCGGAUUUCGUCGGCCGCAGCGCCCGGUUGUGACUUCGCGUUAGUUCCCUCCCUCGCCGGUGUUCACGCCGUUCGUUACCCGGCUGCGGGCCACUAGCGUCGGUUACCGCUGCCAAACAUGGUGGCCUGUCGGCGAGAAGAACAACCGAGUUCGCUUUGGGGAUUUUAGAUUUGUUUUUUUUAAAGGACUUGGACGGCUCUCGCCGUGGAGCCCCCGCCGCCCCGGACACGUUACUGCUCCCCCCGUUUUAACCUUUGUUUUUGUCUCUCCGGGAGGUUAAUGGACUUCGACGCGAGGCUGGUUGUUCGCGUUGAGAACCGAGCAGCAGCGGGACCAGCACCGACCGAGGACCGUUGAACUUAGUUUGCUUCCAAAAACAAGUCCGAAGUUUUAUGCUCGAUUUGAGAUUAAAAAAAGAAAAAAAGUUCCAAUAACAUUCACUCACUAUUGUAGGGACAAGUUGCCUAGCAACACGGGUCGGCUUUUAUGACCGUUGUGUUCCUAUCACGUGCGACUAGAUUGACACACAAUUAACCGCUGCAACUAUCUGACCGGUUCCCACUUUGAGGUUUGAUUCCUUGUUUAAUCUGUGGAUUAUUAUGGAUUAUUUAAAUGGCCUAAUCCAAACCGCAUCAGACCGGGGAUUUGGGGAAUAGCUGCCGACGCUGCUGAUGAUGACCGAGAAAAGCGAUGGUUUCCCUUCGUUAUGAUUUUGAGUAGAGAGGAGUUAAUUACAUGGAGACUCGCCUGACAUGCCAAGGAAGGAGUUGCCACUACCUGAGGGUUGGGAGGAAGCCAGAGACUUUGAUGGCAAAGUCUACUACAUUGACCACAUCAACCAGUGCACGAGCUGGAUCGACCCGAGAGACAGGCACACGAAGCCUCUGACGUUCGCCGACUGCAUCGGGGACGAGCUGCCGGUCGGUUGGGAGGAGGCCUACGACCCGGCCGUCGGAGCGUACUAUGUCGACCACAACACCAAGAAGACCCAGCUGGAGGACCCGCGGGCCCAGUGGCAGCGGGAGCAGGAGUUCAUGCUGCGGGACUACCUGGCCGUGGCCCGCGACGCGCUCAGCGCCCAGAAGGAGAUCUACCAGGUGAAGGAGCAGAGGCUCCGCCUGGCGCAGCAGGAGUACCUGCAGCUCAACGACGCCUGGAGGGACAAGUCCACGUCCCAGACCAGCUUGAAUUCCAGAUCGUCGUCGUCCAGCAAGUACGACCCGGACAUCCUAAAAGCAGAAAUCUACACGGCCAAAAGUCGGGUGAACAAGCUGAAGCGCGACCUGGCCUGCAUGAAGCAGGAGCUGCAGUUCAAAGAACAAGGCUUUGAGACCCUCAAAGGGAUUGACCUGAAGGUGUCCAGCAGCCCUCAUGGCUUCAAGCUGCAGGAGGCGCAGACCAUCCUCAGCGAGGUCCGCACGAUCCGUGACGCCAUCAGCACCGGGGAGAAGGAGAAACAGGAACUCAUGCAGAAACUGGCGGUGCUGAAGGACAACUUCCAGCUGGACUCGGGCUCGCAGCAGGAGCUGUGGGGCAGCAGUCCGUCGCUCGCCAACUCCGAGCUGUCCAUGCCGCCGCUUUACUUUGACGCCGGCUCGCAGACCGACAUCCCCGCGGAGUUCAUGACGAGCACCAACAAACUGGCAGAGAAGGUUCGCGUGAGUCUGAAGUACGAGGAGGCCAAGAGAAGGAUCGCCACCAUCGAGGUUCAGAUCGCCAAGCUGGACAGCGAGGCGUGGCCGGGCCUGCUGGACCCGGAGCGAGACCGCCUCAUCCUCAUCAACGAGAAGGAGGAGCUGCUGAAGGAGCUGCAGUACGUCAGCCCCCGCCAGCGGCUGCAGCCUAACGACGCCGAGAGGCUGGACGCCGAGAAGAAGCGCCUGGAGAGAGACCUGCAGGCCGCCAGGGACAACCAGAGCAAGGCCCUGACCGAGAGACUUCUUCUCCACUGCAAGAGGAACAAGCUGGUCAGGGAGCUGGAGGAGAUGGUUCGACUGGCCUCAUCACUACAUACUCAACUCAAAAGCCUGUCGGCCAGCACUCUGUCCUGUUCCUCCGGCAGCAGUCGAGGCUCUCUGACCUCCAGCCGCGGCUCGCUGGCCACCACCUCCAGCCUGGGCUCCACCUCCUCCCUCAGCUUCACCGACAUCUACCUGGAGCAGCCGGAGCUGGCCGACCCGGACUUCCAGAACAAGCUGGACAGCCUCCUGCAGGAGGGCGCCCAGGGAGGCUACCGCCCCUCCAGCUCCAUCACCACCAUCCACGAACACGAAGUGGUGACGGGCUCCGGCGACAGGCCCGAGGGACAAGCCGGCGGGGCGGGCGGUGACGCGGCGUGCCCCGCCGGAGGAGGUGCAGCAGCAGGAGGUGGAGGAGGAGGUGGUGUCGGAGCGGAGUCGGGCUCGUCCAGGACGCAGGGGCUCAGGCUGUCGGAAACCCCCCGCUCCAUGAGCUCCUUAUCCCCCCGCUCGUCCCUCUCCUCGCUGUCUCCGCCGUGCUCGCCGCUCGUCACGGACGCCAGCUUCCUGUCCGGAGACACGUUCACGGACCCGACGGGGCCCGGCGGGCUGAGCCUGGACAUAGAGCUCCACAGCAGGCUGGCGGAGCUGGAGCUCAGCCUGGACGCUCAGGAGCAGCACGGGUGUCCCAGGACCCUGCAGGAGAAACAGGAUCACCACAGCGCACUCGGAGAGGAGGUCAAAGACUCUGCUCCCCAACUGCGAGGGACCGGGCCGAAGAAGAUGGGCGUGACCUCGGCUGUGUCUGACGAGUCGGUGGCUGGCGACAGCGGCGUGUACGAGCCUUCGGAGCGCAGGCCGGGCCUCCCUGCCGACCUCGUCCCGAGCUCCUUUGAGGAGAGGCCGCCCGUCUGCUGCUCUCAGGUGCAGCUCGGGUUCCGAUACGAGUCCAGAGACCAGCGCUUCACCCUCUACGUCAUGCAGCUCUCCAACUGCAGCGCCCUCUGUCUGCCGGCCGAGCGGAAAGUGUAUGUGCGUUCUGCCGUGCUGCCCUGCGUGGAAACCGGCCGCUGCCUCUUCCGAACACGCGGCUCUCUGCCUCAGGAUGUCGUGGAGGUCAACGAGGUGUUCAGCAUGCAGAUAUCCCACGGUGCAUUGCGGCAGAAGACGCUGAGGGUCGACGUCUGCAACACCAGCAAGUCGGGCCACGAAGGCUGUCUGGCGGGGGCCCAGAUCAGCCUGGCUGACGUCAGCUGCUCAGAGGAGAGAUGCACCAAGUGGUACAAUCUGCUGAGUCGGGCCCACGCGCGCGACACCACCAAGGACAAAGCGAGCAGGCCGGUGGGCGGCUCUGACGGGACUCGGGUUUCCGGCAGCGACAGAGUCGGAGGUCCAGAGGACCACGAGUGGCACGGCGACCCUCUGGACAUGUUUGAUGACGAGGACGGAAACGGCGUGGAGGAAGAGGACGGCUUUUAUCCUGACAGCAGCCAAUGGGAAGCGGAGGAGGAGGAAGAGGAGGAGGAAGAGGAGGAGGAGGAGGAGGAGGUGACCAAACCGCCAACAGCAGCAGCCAUCACAGAAAAGGUGAACAAGGAGACGAGCAUGGACAACUCCUUGCCGUCCUACCACUCGGUGGUUCGACCCAAGGACCGCCGGCCGGACGUCCACCAGCAGAACCCCUUCAUGAGGGGCAACACCAUCAUCCGCUCCAAGACCUUCUCGCCCGGACCUCAGAGCCAGUACAUCUGCCGGAUCAACCGCAGCGACAGCGACAGCUCCACCCUCUCCAAGAAGUCUCCGUUUGUCCGGAACGCGUCGGAGAGACGCAGCAUGCGCAUGAAGAAGCCUCCCAUGCGGGUCAAAGGCCUGGACGGCCUCCUGCGGACCUCCAUGGACCUGGAGAUGGACCUCCAGGUGUCCCGGACGCGGCAGACGCGUCUAUCGCAGGAGCUGCGGGUGCUGCGGGAGCUGAAGUCGCAGCUGGAGGAGGCGAGGCAGCAGGGCCAGAGGGAGCUGCCGCCCUGGGUCCAAGAAGACGAGCGCUUCCGCCUCCUGCUCAAGCAGGCCGAGAAACAGACUCGUGAGGAGCAGCUGCAGGAGAAGCGGGUGGAGAAGAUGAUGAGGGCAGCGGCCAAGGACGUCCACAAGAUCAGGGGCCGCAGCCGCAAAGAGGUCCCCGAGGUCCAGACCUUCAGAGAGAAGAUGGCCUUCUUCACACGAGCAAAGAGCAGCAUCCCCGACCUGCCGGCUGACGACGUGUAGAGAAGCAUUUCAAAGUAUUCCCCCUCCCCCCCUUCAGUCUGUACCUGCUGUUCCCCCUCACAUGAAGCACACGUUUGGCGGUGUUAUGAAGAAUUUUAGAAAAAGAAAACGUUUAGAAGAGAAAGCACUCGAAGGGCGUGAAGAAGCGCGUUUUUGGAAGCUGUGUUUCUGAUGGGGUUAGUCUUUGUUUGUAAAUUAGUGACAGCACUGCUUUCUGGAUUUUUCUUUUUUUAUUGUUAUUAUUAUUAUUAUUAUUAUUUCAGUCUCUCUUCCACUGUCUGUAGCAUUGUGUUUCUGUUACUAACAGGCUGUUUAUAGGCUCUUAGGUGUGUCAAAUCAUUCCAGCAACAAGUCACAAGGAUACACACAUACAGUUCGUUACUGAAGCGACACAUUUGGACAAACAAAUAUAUUUAUAUAUGCAUAUAUGUGUGCAUAUCACACAAAAUGACGGUACUGAAACAAAACAAGCAGCGUAGGAUGAUAAUAGCACAACAAAUAAAAUUAAGAGACUUUUACUGAUGUUGAGUGGAGCAGACCUGAAGAUUGUUUGAUGUGUACAAUAAUGACGGCACAGACAGUUCAUCAUCAUCAUCAUCAUCGGGCCUUCCUUCGGUUUUGUUGAUUGAGCUGAUGAUAAAGGUGAAGUGGUGAGAUUCAUCUCGCUUCAAAAGAAAAGUCAUUGUGAUUUUCUCACACACACACACACUGCACGCAAAGUGCAAGAAUGACGCUCUCUCACUAACACUCGGGUAGAUGAUCGGAUAGUCUGCACUUUAUGUAACUUGAGAUAAAAGUAAGAAAAGAAAAAAAAAAAAACCGUGAAAAAGACACUUGAUUUGGGUUUUUGGGAAAAUUCAAAAGAAAUCCCCAAAACCUUUGCCUGGAAUGCGCUGGAAUGAUGAUUGUCAAAGCACACAAAGAUUGUUGAAGCACACACACACACACACACACACACACACAGGAAGUGAAGAUCAAGCGUAUUUUUGAUGACUGUGAACUAAAAGCGGCGUUUUGAUGUCCGACUCGCCUCCCCCUCUGUUUGCGCUCCGUUUCGGACGCGUAUCUGAGAUACGUGUUCUCACGUCUCUUUGAUAGGAGCACGAUGCCCCAGCAAGACUGAAAAACACCGGCCGCGACUUCAUAUUGACUGCCUGCGCUGAAAAACUAAUUGCAGCAUUUUUCAACCCUUCACCCCCCCCCCCCGUGCCACAAUUAAUCACGAGUUAAAUAACAAACACUAAUAACUGAGAACCCUUUCCUGGUACACUGGCUGUAAAUCAGUAUUUCCCUGUGUCCGUGUGUUCGGAGCGACUGAAUCGUGCACCUCAGACGCCACAGUGCGUGAGUCCUAUUCAGCUCAGUGAAGAACUCCGGACCGCUGACGUUGUUUCCGCGGCAACCGGACUCUGGCACGUCGCCUGUUUACUGACUCUUUGUGUUGGUACCUGGAUGUAGAGCAGCUGUUGUACGUUUUGUCCGUGGUGUUUUGCUAUGAAAAUUUUAUUUUCAACAGUUCACUCGCGUUAAAGCAACUCUUCUUCUGUGAUUUACCUCGUGUUUCUAAUGAAGCUUUUUCCAAUCCUCCAUUAAUAUUGGUAAUGAUGUUUGUCUGCUAGGAAAUAGACCAGAAUGCGUUGCAGAAACAAGACAACAGGGACUGGAAACACGUUCUCAUUACUUUGCUUACUACCUCAUUUUUAUGGCCAGUUUCUGAGCCUUUUCUACAUAAAGUGUCGUGACCACAGUGCGGGGACACGAUGGACUACAAUAAACGACAACAAUGAGAAGCACGUUACAGCAAGAGAGACUAAAACUCACAAAUAUGAAAAACGCAACAAAAAGAAGACUGCAAACAAUUUGCCAGAAUGCAUUGUGGGAAAUGUAGUGACGAAAGGGAGCAAGAAGAAAGUUCAGAAGGUUGCAUCCUUUGGACACUCAAGAACUAAACAUUCUGUCUGACUUAGAAGAAAUAAAAGAAGACACUACCUGCGUAACCGUAAAGCUCAACAAAAAGCUGGAUUUUUACUUUUAAGUGCCAAAACCCAACAGUUUCUCAGCGUGCGGUCCUAAAGUGGACUCGUAGUCUCUCCCCAGGGACGCUUUGCGGCUGCUACAUUAUAAAUAAUUAACCGGACGAUGGUCAUACGUGCCGAUGUCGUCAUCUCUUGCUGGGUCAUCAUGCUAUUUCCUGCCUUUUGGGUCCUUUAGGUGCUUUGGAGAAAAGUGACACAAACCCUUCUCGUAAUCAUGUCUCCAUUUCCCAACGAGAAACCAGCUGCUGCCGUCCUUCCAGAUGUUUCCGCUUCACCAGAAGAAAACACUAAUUGUUUUAGUUCCACAGGAAAGGUAGUCACAACACCGUGGAAGUCGGGAAUAUAUAUUGCACAAACACGUUUAUGAGAAUAAUUAAUACCACUUAAAUAGUCCAAAAUCACCAGAGCUGCUCGCUCCUCAUGUGGAGCUGGACGGAAGCUCAAUCCGAUGCCGUGAGGACGUUUGAUCCGUCUGAGCAGUUUUUAAGCUAAACACUGUACAAACGAUCAAUACCAAAGAUUUAACCGAAACUCACACCCUGGAAUGUAGCCGUUAGUGUUCCAAACAAUACUUUACCUGGGGUAAAAACUAUUACAUCUCAACAUCUGGAUCCGGUCCCCCCCCUCCAAGUAGAGCGGGCCGGUGGGGUUGAACUAUAACAGGACAAUUUGACGUCAAUCAGAGCCUUAUGCUGUUGUUUUCUUUCUUCUUUUUUUGGUGUCUAUUGUCCAAACACGGCCGCCACUACGUGACCUGAAUGAAGCUGGAAGCAAAGAGUGUUUGCAUCGUUUUUUUCCCCAAAUGGCAAAGCGUUUGUCUGUUGUGUUCCCCGACUGUAGAGCGAGUAGUUUUAAGGAAUAGGAAUGUCUGCGAAUCCAGUUGAACUCUUGUCCUGAUCGACCGAAUGUUGUUUAACGUCUAAAUCGGAAAAACUAAAAAAAGGACACGUUUAUACAUAGCAACAUCUGGAUGAAGAAAUCUACAAGAAAUCACGAUCAUUCAGAGAAAAACAAAUGCUGUUAGUCACAAAUAAUUAUUUUUUCAUCGUGUAGGUUGUGAUAUUAUUCCUGUUUGUUUUUUGAAGUUCAAGUGCAUUUUUUUCUCCGCCUUCUGUUGUGUGAUUUUUGUUUUAUCCCGAAUUAAUCUGUUUGUAUUACGACUGUUGAUGAUCCCGGUAACGUGUAUGGAGGCGGCUAUGAGAAACAUGCAGCAUGUAUUUAUUGCACUUUGUGAUUUGGGUGUGCUUUUCCUGUUUUUCUUUGUUUCGCAAGAGUCCUGAAAAGCUGUGAAUUUUAUUCUCAGACACUGUACUACCGACCAGAUAUGUAAAUAUUUCACCAGCACAAAAAACAACAACCAAACAAAAUGUUUUGUAGUUUCACAACAAAUAAAAAAAGUUCUUCUCUUCUA
Gasterosteus aculeatus aculeatus (three-spined stickleback) is the source of this 7829-nucleotide messenger RNA. RefSeq names its product WW and C2 domain containing 1 (gene wwc1). Gene Ontology annotation, cellular component: cytoplasm. Gene Ontology annotation, molecular function: kinase binding; molecular adaptor activity. Lineage: Eukaryota; Metazoa; Chordata; Actinopteri; Perciformes; Gasterosteidae. Gene Ontology annotation, biological process: cell migration; regulation of DNA-templated transcription; negative regulation of organ growth. The record is from RefSeq and is a predicted model, not a curated record.